GUGUCUUCUGAGUGCAGUGUCGCGCUUCUCUGUUCUCACUGGAUUGUUAGAUUGCUGUGGAUUGUUUUCCUCGGGACAUUCACAACAAGGUUAAAAUAUCAAACACAUCUCAUGACACCAAUCCAAAGCGUUCGGGGUUUAUCAGGGGGGACCCGGAACAAUCAUUUCCCCACCCAUUUAACUCCUCGUGCGUUGUUUAUAUGUUGAAAAACUGAUGAUUAGAUUCAGCGUUGGUUGAUGGUGCAUUGUUGUGGUUUGCGAUGUAUUCCUGGUUCGCAGCCUCUUCGGCUGAACUAUAGCUGCAUGCAUCGUUUUCGAGUCGUGUUUGUGCCGAUCCGUUUAGUUUUUUGCAGCUGAUCGUUGAAUCAACACAACAGCGUUAGCUGGCCAGGACAAAAUGAGCAGAAAACAGCAUCAUUUUAAAGGAGCAGAGGUCAGCUGCUGUGUUAAAUACUUCUUAUUCGGAUUCAACAUCAUAUUUUGGUUGCUGGGAGCUGCAUUCCUGGGUAUUGGACUUUGGGCCUGGGCAGAAAAGGGAGUGCUGUCAAACAUUUCCUCCAUCACAGAUCUGGGCGGCUUCGACCCUGUCUGGCUCUUCAUUGUCGUAGGAGGGGUGAUGUUCAUCCUCGGAUUUGCCGGAUGCAUCGGUGCGCUCCGGGAGAACACAUUCCUGCUCAAAUUUUUUUCAGUGUUUUUGGGCCUCAUCUUUUUCCUAGAGCUCACAGCUGGCAUUUUAGCCUUUGUGUUUAAAGACUGGAUCAAAGACCAGCUGAACUUCUUCAUCAACAACAAUGUUAAAGCAUAUCGGGAUGACAUUGACCUCCAGAAUCUCAUUGACUUUGCUCAAGAAUAUUGGUCGUGUUGUGGUGCUCAUGGGCCGAAUGACUGGAACCUGAACAUCUAUUUCAACUGCACCGACUCCAACCCCAGCCGGGAAAGGUGUGGCGUUCCCUUCUCCUGUUGCGUUAAAGACCCUGCUGAGGAUGUUCUGAAUACACAGUGUGGCUAUGAUGUGCGGCUUCAAGGGGAGUUGGAUCAGCAGAAGUACAUUUAUACAAAGGGCUGUGUGGGGCAGUUUGAAAAGUGGCUUCAGGACAAUCUGAUCAUUGUUGCUGGGAUUUUUGUGGGGAUUGCAUUAUUACAGAUUUUUGGGAUAUGUCUGGCUCAGAACCUGGUGAGUGACAUCAGAGCGGUUAAAGCCAACUGGUGACCCUUUGCAGAGGGCGGCAGGUGACAGUGACCUCUGAUUAUGGCAGAGAGCUAAUUGCAAAUCAGCACUGUUUACACACCACUGAGCUGGGAAAUUCCACCCUUUUCACACUACGGAUGUUAUAUGUUAGCUGACUUUACAAAAUAUACUGUCCAUCUAUGUCUUUUUUUUUUUUCUUUUUUUUUGUGGUUCCUUAUCUGAAAACAAGCUCUUAUGGAGACUAUCCAGAAGGAGCUUAACGUGAGAUGUCACAUUGAGAUCAAGCUAUCUGUGAUCUCGCAGCUGUCUCUUGAUCGAACGCUAUUUUCGUUUGCCCUUAUUAAAACGUUCACAGACACUCCUCCGUGUUGGCGAAUAAUGUCAAGUGGAGGCUGUUUUCAUUAACCUGUGGAUGACUUUCUUUUAGAGCAACACUCAAAUCAACCACUGGGACUUUAUACAGAGGAGCCAUGAACUAAACAAAGCCUUACAGCAGUGCAUUUCACUAUACACUUGUGUGGGUUCAGCUUUUUACACAACAUUCUGUCUGUCAGUCAUUCGAGCGGAUGGACAGUUAGACUCUUACCUCUGAUUGGCUCUCUGUUGCACAGGGUAGCCAAUCAGAAUGACGUACUUGAUAAUUACACGUAAUGCAUUUAUUUUUGUGAGUUCUACCACUACUGUUGGGUAUGGGGGGUGGGGUGGAGAAAUGUGCUGUUAUUUGUCUGUAUAGCUAUGUUUUAUUCAUUCUCUCUUGUUUUUUUGGGUCUCUGUGAGUAUAAAUCAAAUUAACCGCUUUCCCAGACUUGCUUAUGAAUCUUUGUUUUCGCUACUCUGCUUGAUAGUGAUAUGCUAUAGUGACACUAAUAAUGUAUUAUUAUAAAUAUGAUGCUGCUUUAAAAUAUACAUCGCUAUACUAACCAACUGAACUUUUAAUAGAAAUCAUGAGGUAUACAUUCCCUCUGGGAAACACACUUCAGAUCAUGCAGAAUGCUUUGCAAAUGAACCUGACUUGAGUGCACAUGAAGCGGACUGAUUGAAUUAGCCGUGCGUAUGAUCACAUGCCUUAUUGAGCCCUAUAGAGAUGAUAGCAGAAGCCAACGACAGUUACACAGCACAUGGACCUUUACGAAGGCUUUUUUUACUGUUCAGUCUCUCUUGCUCGCGCCAUAUGCAUGCAGUCAUCUAUUAAAAUAAUGCACGGCAAUGCAGACCUCUUUAAACACAUGCACACAUAUGUGUGCGGAUGUGUGUCCAUCUCAUUAUGAAUACCAUACCAGUGCGUUUUCACCUAGCUGUGUUAAUUCCCGUUGUGUUGAGAAGGAGUCACGACCUUAACGCUGAUAAUGUGCAAAGUAAGAUAAAUGAUGUACUGCCGACUGUGUGUAUAGAAUGUGCUCUGAUGGUUUUAGCAGUGGAGUGUCAUGUCAGCCAGACUGAUCUGAUUCAUCUGUUUAAAAAGCUUUGCUCUUGUUUCAAGGGUCUAUAUAACCUGUGUUAUCAGAGCGCUUAGUAAAAUGUGAGGUUUCUCUUCUGUGGUCUUUUUGGGAGAUUUCGGUAUAUUGUGUAUAUAAGUGGCAAAUCUUUUAUGCCGAUACAAGAUUACAUGCUAAAGAUGAUAUUUAGCCCCUUUUUGGGAAUUUAGGAAAAGCUAUCAAGAACAUGUCCAAGUUGCAUUUCAUUUCAAGAGAAAAUGGAAAAAUAUAGUCUGCUUAAAGAAAAUGAAGCACAUUUACACCCAAAUUCUCAUUAAUAUAAUAAUAAAAAGUGUGUAUAUAUAUAUACAGAAAAAUAAUGUAUUAAAGUAACAAGAAAUGAAUGAAUCAGAUUAAAGAGAAUUUAAAUAAUUUCAAAAGUAACUCUAGAGGCGAUGAGAAUUUAGGAUGGAAAUGUGCCGAAAACUAUUGCCCCAAUGCAAAAAAAAAAAAAAAAAUCCUAAUGGUCCUAAAAAUAAGCUUCAUUUUCUUUAUGCAAAAUAACAUAUAUUCUGGGGUGAACUGCAACCAUGACAUGUUUUUGUGAGAUUCACUCAAAAUAUUGUUUUUUUUUUCUUCAUCAUGCAAUGGCCUUUUCUGUCUUUUCUCCUUUUUUUCCCUCUUAACAAAGAACUCUAACAUUCCCUUUUGAGGGAGCCUCUUGCAUAUCAUGAAUGUAAAGAUCAUCUCUUACUAAUGUUAUGUCAUAUAUAACUUACCCUUCAAAGUGCAAUGCACAAACAUGUGAAUAAAAUUAAUGUUUGUCUGACUGUAAAACAUGGCAAAUCUGUGUUCGUGUAGUGAAUUAGACAUUCCUUGUGCAUGCAUUGGCAAAAAAUUUUAGGAAGUGCAUUUUGCAUUGCAGCGGUUUUUCUGUGUUGGUUCAUCAGACACAGUUUCGAUGAUUGGUAUUAAAACCAAUGAGCCUAUUUGCUGGCCUUUCUCUGUAAAAGCUGUGAUAGUUUCUACAUUACAGUCAUUCGAAAUGUUUGCAAAUCUUUAAGCACAGUUUUAUCGGAUAAGUUGGAGCUUCUGUCGACCAAUCGAGAACAGUUGUACAGAACAGUACUGCGUUGAUGCUAAAUAUUUUGUGAUUGUGAAUUCAUAUCAGAAGAGUUUAUCAAUGAUUUAAAGAUGUCUUUUUCCAAACAUAAUUUUUUGCUUGUUUUGUUUACAUUCCCAUACUAAUUUUCAAAGUGUCUUCAUAGAAAUGUUUGGAUUCUACCUCAUCAUGGAGAAAUGACUUUAAACAUGGUUAUUUGGGGAGUCAUAACUCUAAUGCAACCAUUGUGAAAAUUUUUUAGAAGAGUUACAAAAAAACCCAACUUUAAGUAUCUUCGACACAAACAUGUCAGUAGUGGUAGCAGGUCUUCUCUCAGUCUCAGCUUUUCUUUAGAUGCAUUUUAGGCAAAGGAUCAUUUUGUUUCUUAGUCACGGAAUGCAAAAAAUAUAAUGUGGAUUUGUUGUUUGAAUGGUGAGAGUGACACUUUUUUUUUUUUUUUUUUUAACUUAUCCAGUCCCAUUAUGGGGAGCACUAUUUCAGGACUCUGGAAACAAACGGUUCUCAGCUGUAAUCAGAUGUCCUUAAACUAGUUUAUUGAAUUAGUCUUCAUUAUCCGAUAAUUUUAUAUUAGCAUAACUCAAAAUACCCUCUUAAACUGGAUAAUGAAUAUUGCACUUGCAGGCCUAAAGCAUUUCCUGUGCUCUCCAUUUUACUGAGUCAAUGACUAUACUAACCUAUAAUAACACUCAUAAUUAAUGUAGCAAUUCACUCUAUGAAAAAAUCUAUAGAAAAUUAGGAUCAUAUUUGGAAACCAUAGCUUUGCCACUGUUUUCCAGUGGUUUUGUUUUAUUUGAUGUUAUUUUUUUGUAAUUCUUGUCCAAAGGUUGAUUUCUUGGUGGCAUACACAAAUGGACUUUUCUUGUGGGAGAUGGUCUGUUACACUGUAUACUAUUACACAAGAUAUGCUUUUUCUUUUUCAUAAUAAAAUGGAUUUAUGACA
This is a messenger RNA of Cyprinus carpio (common carp), 4667 nucleotides long. Its product is annotated as tetraspanin-17-like. Bases 398 to 1210 code for a protein of 270 amino acids. The transcript has 8 exons. Gene Ontology annotation, biological process: regulation of vascular endothelial growth factor signaling pathway; protein maturation; protein localization to plasma membrane. Gene Ontology annotation, cellular component: membrane. Lineage: Eukaryota; Metazoa; Chordata; Actinopteri; Cypriniformes; Cyprinidae. The record is from RefSeq and is a predicted model, not a curated record.